Molecule: messenger RNA, 2517 nt
Organism: Cladophialophora bantiana CBS 173.52
Lineage: Eukaryota; Fungi; Ascomycota; Eurotiomycetes; Chaetothyriales; Herpotrichiellaceae
Exons: 2
Coding region: 1-2517 (838 amino acids)
Biological process (GO): regulation of DNA-templated transcription; DNA-templated transcription
Molecular function (GO): DNA-binding transcription factor activity, RNA polymerase II-specific; zinc ion binding; DNA binding
Source: RefSeq, a predicted model, not a curated record
AUGGACGCGGCUACUUCGAAGAGACCAACUCCCUCUUCUGCCAUCGAUGACCAUGUCCCUUCUGCGAAGAGACUCAAGACCCUCCCCGAAGAACCUGCGCAGUACAGCGAUGCGGUCCGCAAAAAGCUGGCAUCGACAUCUCGAACAGGACAGGCCUGCGACCGGUGCAAAGAGAGGAAAAUGAAAUGUGACACAGACCCAAUGGCAUGUCAGCCUUGUCGUCAGAAGGCUUUGCGGUGCUACACCACGGAUCGUGUCACCGGGCAAGCACGAGAAAGAGGAGAAUCCCAUCGCGCCGAGAAUGAGCUGAUGUUCUUGAGGGAGCAACUAGCCGCCUACCAGCGCAGAUAUGGCUCUUUGCAGCGGACAGAACCCAACGGCAUCGCACCUCCAGCGACUUCCACAAGUUCAAUGUCCCAGUUCACAUCGUAUUCUGCGUCUCCAACGCCAUCAAGACCUGAUGCGAAAUAUAUCGGUUGGCCUUCCCCAGAUUAUUGUGAACCUCUUUAUUCCGGUCCUGUUAAGGGUACUGUCGUGGACAUUUUGGACGGCAACAUCGACAUUGCAGACUGGGAAUGUGAAAUGAUGAACGACUACCCAAAUGAAAUCAAGGAUAAGUUCAACCUCUCUAGGACAUCGAUUGUUAAUACCAUUUAUGGGUAUCAGCGAGUAGGGGAUCCGAAAUUGCCACCGAAGGAAGAAGCUCUCCGUGACGCCAAUCAUUUCCUGGUCAUAAUGUCACAAUACGUUCCAAUCGUCCACAGACCCAGCUUUAUGGAGCUCGUUAACAGAUUCUACGAGCAGCCGAGCACGUUAAAGGUCGCCGAGCGGAUUCAGGUGGUGAUUGUCUUCACCAUAAUCGCCCAUCAAACGGCGGUGAGAAACCAUCUGCAUUCUGCUGAAAAGUUUGAGGAUUCCCACCGUUAUUUUCACUACGCCCUGGGAUUUUACCGCGAACUCCUCCAUGACCGGUCGCUUGCGUCAAUGCAGGCAAUGGCGUUGAUCAUUAUCCAUUUUCGAAAUUUGCCUAAACCUGGAGUGUCCUGGAACUAUUGUCAUGAGGUCCUGGUACGAGCUAUCGAGCUGGAAUAUCAUCGUGACCCAGACAAGGUCCAACUUCCCGAGGGUGAGAACGAUCCACUAUCAAAGGAGCUUCGGAAACGAGUCUUUCAUUCCAUAUUGGGGGUGUGCGUGACGACAGGCUGCCGGGUGGGCCUCCCAGCGCCGUGGCAGUUCCAGCACAUCGAUAUCCCUUUACCCAGAGCCAUCAAAGAUUCUGAAAUAUCCAAAGACGGUUUUGCGUCGGAAUUGUCAGGUCAAUGCGAGUUUUGGCCCUGUUUACACCUGGCAAAACUCCUACCCCUUCUCACAGAAUUACACAACAACAUUAUUGCCGUGAGGAAGCCCGCAACGGAAUACCUUCAAACCGUGGAAGCGCUAAACACGAAAAUAAUCGCCUGGCGGCAAGACUGGGAUGAGUCGACCAAAAAUGAGCCGAAACACGUCAAUUUACGGGUUGCGACCCUUUUAUUCGAAACCUGGGCUGCCGAAUAUCAGCUAAACUUGCACCAUCCAGUGUGUUGCACUAGUGACGAUCCUGAAGUGAAGGAACGUCAUCUAGAUAUAUGUCAUAAAUCUGCCAAACGUCUCUUGCAAAGCUUUCACCUCCUGUCGAGCCGAUACAAAGGCGUGGAUUUCACGUGGCAUUCUACCUUGGCAUAUGCAACUGGAUUCGGCAUCACCCUGUAUGUCUACAAAAGGAAGGGGCCUGUUACCGUUGAACAAUUCGAGGUCAUGCGGAAUGAACUUAAAGGCUGGACAUCGUUGAUGGCAUAUGCAGACCUUGUCCUGAGAACCGGAAAUCACUUGCAGAGACAAUUUCAGCCUCGCGUGCAAGCCCUUGAGGAUGAGUGUCGAAAGCUGUUGAUUGAACAGCCUCCAACCACCAAAAAUGCUCAAAGUCCACUAAGCCCAGUCAACCUGCUUAAUGCCGGUGGGCCGUUGAAAAUUGAACAGCCCAAUACGCUUCCAUUCCAAGAGAACACCAGCCCAAAUGCAACGAUGCACAGAAAUAGCCUUCCCCAACUGGUGUUCAUGCCAUCCCAAGGGAUACCACAAAGCCAACCACCUUCUCCAUUGACUCACCCACAGCCUCAGCGGCAUUGGGAUGGGUCAUAUCCUUUCCUCCCUCAUCCGUUACCAUCAGGACAAGGGUCUGGGCAAGGAAGUACUGUCACAUCACCCAUAUUUGCCGCAUUCCCUCAGACUCCGAUUAGUGGGCUCUCCACAUCCGUAUCUAUCCCAACAAUUCCCACAUCUUUGGCUUCAUUGCUUAAUGAUUCGGGAAGCCUCUACAUGAGUUAUCCCACGCCACCGCAGAAUCAAAACAAUCUCGGAGGAGCAGCGGCUGGGGCAGGCGGCGACCCACAGAUGAACUUCUCACCAAACCAUUACUUCGACGGCCCAGGCCCAUUGGGCUGGCCGCUGAUUAGUAUGCCACCCGGUCAACAGUCAUAA